Messenger RNA from Ananas comosus (pineapple), 1465 nucleotides. RefSeq lists its product as uncharacterized. NCBI's taxonomy places the organism in Eukaryota, Viridiplantae, Streptophyta, Magnoliopsida, Poales, Bromeliaceae. The coding region runs from base 27 to 1190 and encodes 387 amino acids. The record is from RefSeq and is a predicted model, not a curated record. The transcript is spliced from 3 exons.
UUAAAGAGAAAAAAAAAAAAAAAAAAAUGUUCGCGAUACGACGAGCCCUUCUCCUCCGCCGCUUCCCUCCUCCUCUUCCCCGAACCCUAAUCUCCUCCCUCGAUCUCGAUCCGACCCCUAGGGUUUCCUCCCUUCUCCGCACCUUCUCCUCCUCCGGCGGCGGCGGCGGCGAGGAGGGGGACAAGGCCGGCGACUCAUGGUCCAGUGACUGGGGUGGAUCCGAUGAGCCACGAUCCGGAGGUGAGGUGCUCCCCGGGUUCGACUGGGGCGAGGCCUCCUCCUGGUCCACGGGGCUCACCAAGGACCACUUCGACGGCGCCGCCGUAGGCCGCCAAGUCGCCCCCGGGAGCGCCCCGCCGCCGCCGCCGCCGCCGACGACGACGACGACGACCUCCGCGGAGAUGGCGGAGGCGCGGGCCAUGGACGAGGAGGAGGAGAUCCUGCGGAUGCUGGAGAAGGACAACAAGGAGAGCAAGGCGUUCGUGGACGGGUGGGGGGAUCGGAUGAUGGAGACGUACCAGCUCCUGAAGCAGGUGAGGGAGCCCGGGGCGCGGGGGGCCUACUUGAAGGACUCCGAGAAGGCGGAGAUGUACCGGCUCCACAAGGAGAACCCGGAGGUGUACUCGGUGGAGCGGCUCGCCAAGGACUUCCGCGUGAUGCGGCAGCGCGUCCACGCCAUCCUCUGGCUCAAGGAGAUGGAGGAGGAGGAGGAGAAGAAGCUCGGCAGGCCCCUCGAUGACUCCGUCGAGAUCCUCCUCGAUAACUUCCCUGAAUUCUUCAACUCGCAUGAUAGGGAAUUCCACGUGGCAUCUCUUCCAUACAAGCCCGACUUCAAGGUCAUGCCAGAGGGUUGGGAUGGCACCACAAGAGAUCCUGAUGAGGUACUCUAUGAGAUCUCUAUGAAGGAAGACCAGAUGCUGUAUGAAGAAUUUGUUCAGCGCUUGAACUUCAACAAGAAGAAAGUUGCUGGAGAGGUGAAAUGCCACAAGUACAGCAGGAGGCGACCGGACGACGGAUGGAGCUUUACAGUCGAGAAGCUGGGCCCCGGAGGGAAGCGCGGGGGCGGCGGCGGCUGGAAGUUUGUGAGCUUGCCCGAUGGAUCGAGUCGCCCGUUGAACGAUAUGGAGAAGAUGUACGUGAAGAGAGAAACUCCCAAACGACGAAGGCGAAUUAUCGCUCCUUUCAAGUGAGAGAACCUAUCAAACGCCUAAUCUGGUUGAGACCACCAGUCUUUCUUUCUUCGAUCGCGCAUGCCUUGUAAAAUAGAUUUGAUUUCAUCGCAUGUUUUAAGGCAUUUCGACUUCUUGUCUGUUGUCGGCUGAUUUGAAAGUUGUAUGUGGAAGUUUUGAGUGUAGGAUACUAACCAACCUUCAUGUUAUAACUUCAUUAAAAAUGUCCUCAAAAAGGAUCAGAAAUAAGCUGCAGCUGAAGAAGCAAGGAACUCCUUGCUUAACCGCCUUGCGGA